This is a messenger RNA of Pyricularia oryzae 70-15, 1044 nucleotides long. Its product is annotated as metallo-endopeptidase. Gene Ontology annotation, molecular function: metalloendopeptidase activity. The coding region runs from base 1 to 1044 and encodes 347 amino acids. Gene Ontology annotation, biological process: proteolysis. The transcript has 5 exons. NCBI's taxonomy places the organism in Eukaryota, Fungi, Ascomycota, Sordariomycetes, Magnaporthales, Pyriculariaceae. The record is from RefSeq and is a predicted model, not a curated record.
AUGAAGUACAGCGUUGGAAUCACGGCCCUCCUGGCCACCCUGGCCCAGGGAGCAGCCGUCAUGAGCAAGCGUGACAUUCCCCUUGACGUCAAGAUUCAGGUUGUCAACAACUCCGAAGUCAAGGCGAGCAUCACCAACUCGGGCAGCUCGAGCAUCAAGGUCGUCAAGACGGGUUCCAUCCUCGACUCGGCCGACGUCGAGAAGUCGGUCAUUAUGGCCGGCGAAAACAAGGUCGCUUUCGACGGUAUUAGAUACCAGGUCGCCACCGCCGGCCUUCCUGCCGAAGCCUUCCAAAUUAUCGAGGCUGGCGAGACCAUCGAGGUCAGCUUUAAUGUGGCUAGCACUCAUGACUUCGCACAGGGUGGUGACUUUGACAUUGCUGCUUUGGGCACUUUCUCUGUUGCCGAAUCCGACUCUGGCGACAUCUUCAGCGCCAUGGCCUUUGAGUCCAACCAUAUCAAGGCCCACAUCGACGGAACCGAAGCAGCCAAGGUCCGCCGCUCUUACCUUGCCAAGCGUACAAUGGUCCAGAGCGACUGCACAGGCACAAGACUCACUCAGACGACCAACGCAAUCAACAGCUGCCGCUCUCUCGCCCAGCGCGCCGCCAGCGCCGCACAGAGCAACUCUGCCAAGAUGAACGAGUACUUCAAGAGCACCAGCUCCAGCGCCGUCAACACCGUUGUCACCACCUUCAACAGGAUAGCAUCGGAAUGCAACCCCAGCGGUGGUGCCAGCCGCCAGUACUGCACAGACCAGAUUGGUGCUUGCUCACCCGGCGUCAUCGCCUACACGGUUCCCUCGCAAAGCAUCAUGGUUAACUGCCCAACCUUCUUCACCAUGCCAACCACCAGCAAUGCUUGCCGUGCCCAGACCCAGGACAACACUAUUCUGCACGAGGUCACACACUUGUCGCAAGUCAAGGGAACACAGGAUUACAACUGUUACGGAUAUACCUGCAUGCGCCAGCUCACGAGUGCCCAGAACCUUAACCAUGCCGACACAUAUACUCUGUUUGCCCAGGCUAUCAAGGUCGGUUGCUAA